AUGACGACCACAUAUAAUAAUCUCCUUUGUUUUUCUCUUUUCCUAAUUCUCUUCUCCGGCGGCGGCAUCACCACCGCAUCAUCCCGUAAAACAUGUAAACCGGCAUUCUAUCAAUUCUUCAUAAAGGUCUAUUCCAAUUGUACCAUCGAAAAACUCGUCAAAUACGACCCAAUCCCACCAUCCCUUGACAACGAAACUCAGGUCCAAUCAUCGGAUCUCAUCCUUCAUUUGAAGUCAAACCUAACCGGUAGGUUGUAUCGUCCCAGUAACAUCACAGCCGGACAACGUGUCCCUAUUCUCAUCUACUUCCACGGAGGUGGUUUCAUGACCGGCUCCCCCUUCAACCGCAACGCCCAAUCCCAGCUCUUCAGAAUUAGCUCCAUAGGUAAGAUCGUCGUACUCUCCGUAGACUACGUGUUAGCCCCCGAACAUAAGAUCCCCAUUCCAUAUAGGAGUGGUGACAAGGCUCUCAAAUGGCUGGCCAUGCAUGCAGCCGGAAAAGCAGACGAUAAUGAAAAAUGGGUGGACGAUGUCGUCGACUUUAACCGAGUCUUCAUCGGGGGACAGAGCUCGGGUGGAAACAUAGCCUACAACGUGGCAAUGCGACUCCAACAAAACAAGCGAAAAGGGAUCGAGUUUGCCGGGUUAAUAUUGAUGGACCCUUAUAUAUUGACAGCCGAUCCCUCGCCUGCUCUCGAGCGUAUCCCCGAAAACUUCAGGAGAAAUAUUACCGGAUUGUGGACUUAUGUUUGCCCUAAAUCCACCGGGGUAAACGAUACUAGGGUUAACCCUUCCCUAGAGACUAAAUUGGGCGUGCUAAAACCGGGAAAGGUGUUGUUUUGUGUCGGUGAGAGAGACCCAUUGAUUGACGGAUCAAUCUCCUUCUACAAUGUCCUUUUGAAGAAUAAUAUCAAGACAGAGUUCUACAAGACAAUGGGAAGGGGUCAUGCUUUCGAUAACAUGUUUCCAGAUAUAGCGGAAUCAUUUGAGAUGUACCAGAAGAUUGAUUCUUUCAUAAGAUCAGCAUAA
Messenger RNA from Impatiens glandulifera, 1029 nucleotides. Its product is annotated as probable carboxylesterase 2. Bases 1 to 1029 code for a protein of 342 amino acids. The transcript has a single exon. Gene Ontology annotation, molecular function: hydrolase activity. NCBI's taxonomy places the organism in Eukaryota, Viridiplantae, Streptophyta, Magnoliopsida, Ericales, Balsaminaceae. The record is from RefSeq and is a predicted model, not a curated record.